Molecule: messenger RNA, 1124 nt
Organism: Syzygium oleosum
Lineage: Eukaryota; Viridiplantae; Streptophyta; Magnoliopsida; Myrtales; Myrtaceae
Product: GDSL esterase/lipase At5g45910-like
Exons: 5
Coding region: 1-1098 (365 amino acids)
Molecular function (GO): hydrolase activity, acting on ester bonds
Source: RefSeq, a predicted model, not a curated record
AUGAAAGCCAAGAAGAUAGUAGCCUUAUUCUUGCUCUGCUGCCUCUGUUCAAAGUUCGUUUUGUCGAGCCCCGGGCGCUACGAUGCAAUCUUCAACUUUGGCGACUCUGUGAGCGACACUGGAAACUUCCUCCUUUCCGGGGCACUUGUUCCAGAAAUUAAAAAGCUCCCUUACGGCGAGACUUUCUUCCACCACGCGACCGGUCGAUGCUCGAACGGACGCCUAAUUAUCGAUUUCAUAGCUGAAGCAUUUGGACUGCCUUAUCUUCCACCAUAUCUGGCAUUGGCCAAAGGACCACAUGUCCGCACGGGAGUGAACUUCGCAGUUGUUGGUGCCACAGCAAUCGACUCGUCUUUCUUCUAUGCUCAGAAUCUUAAGUUGUUGACCAAUGACUCGUUGAGUGUUCAGCUUGGCUGGUUCAAGAAUUUGAAGUCGUCUCUUUGCACCACCAAACAAGAAUGUGAUGAGUACUUCAAGAGGUCUCUGUUUCUGGUGGGGGAGAUUGGUGGCAAUGACUUAGUCAAUCCCUUAGUAUCUGGUCGAACCAUUAAACAGAUACGUCCUUUGGUACCACAAGUCGUUGGAGCAAUCGCCCGUGCCAUCCGUAUACUGAUAGAAGAAGGAGCAGUGGAUCUGAUGGUGCCAGGAAUAUUUCCAAUAAGCUGUUCCGCCAUGUUUCUAACUUUGUGUCACAGCCCCAACAGAUCGGCAUAUGACCCAAGAACUGGUUGUCUCAAGGCUUAUAAUGAUUUCAUCAAGUACCACAAUAACUACCUCAAGGAAGAAUUGCAAAAUUUGAGAGAAGAAUACCCUCAUGCAAGAAUUAUUUACGCUGAUUAUUAUGGUGCCUCCAUACCUAUUUGUCGCACUCCAAAACACUACGGCUUUUAUGGAGGGGCACUAAAGGCUUGUUGUGGAGGCAGUGGUCCAUACCACUAUAAUGCUUCAGUAACUUGUGGUGACCCCGGCUCAACUGUUUGCAAAGAUCCAUCGGCUUUCGUCGAUUGGGAUGGGAAUCACUUGACCGAGUCUGCUUAUCAUCACGUCGCCAACGGGUUGAUCUACGGUGGCUUCACAUCUCCACCACUCCUAUCUUAAUUUAAUUAUUGACAUUACACAUAAAC